AUGGUUACAGGUUUACAAAAAGGGAUUAAUCACGGGAAUAAUAACGAUAACGAUCUUGAUGAAUUGAAAGGCAUACUAAAUCAAGCAACAUUGGGUAAUAAUACCGUGAUAAUAACAAAUGUGAAUGACGCAUGGGCUAAACCACAUUCGACAUUCGAUCUUUUUCUGGAGAGUUUUCGAUCCGGGAAUCAAACGAGAAGAUUUUUGAAACACUUAGUCGUUCUAGCUUGGGACCAAAAGGCAUAUGUGCGUUGCUUAGAGUUACAUUUGCACUGCUAUAUUAUCAAGACCCAUGAUGGAAUGGACUAUUCUAGUGAGGCACAUUUUAUGGCACCAGAUUAUCUGAAUAUUGUGUGGAGAAAGAUUGAUUUUCUGCGCAUGAUUCUUGAACUAGGAUAUAGUUUCGUGUUCACGGACACAGACAUAAUGUGGUUUAGAGAUCCCUUCAUGCAUUUUCAUAAGGAUGUUGAUAUCCAAAUUGCUUGUGAUACAUACAAUGGAAACCCAUUUGACUUGAAAAAUCUACCAAAUAGUGGUUUCAAAUACGUGAAGUCAAACAAGAAAACAAUUGAAUUCUACAAGUUUUGGUACAAUUCAAGGAUGGCUUACCCGGGUUUACAUGAUCAAGAUGUUUUCAAUAUGAUCAAGUUCAAUCAGACCAUCAAAGAUAUCGGUUUAGAAAUUCGAUUCUUGGAUACAGCUUAUUUUGGUGGAUUUUGUGAACCAAGCAAUGAUCUAAACAAGGUGUGCACAAUGCAUGCUAAUUGUUGUUUUGGUUUAAAGAACAUGGUUCAUGAUCUUGGAGUUAUGCUUAGUGAUUGGCAAAAAUAUAUAAAGUUGCUUACAAAUAAAACAACAAUGGACGAGUGUAAAACUUGUUGGACAACUGCUCAACGUUGCAGGUAUAUGUUCUUCCAUCUUUUUGGCUAG
Erigeron canadensis is the source of this 930-nucleotide messenger RNA. RefSeq lists its product as uncharacterized. The transcript is spliced from 3 exons. Lineage: Eukaryota; Viridiplantae; Streptophyta; Magnoliopsida; Asterales; Asteraceae. The record is from RefSeq and is a predicted model, not a curated record. The coding region runs from base 1 to 930 and encodes 309 amino acids.